AUGGCCCUCCUGCCCAUUCUGGGCUCCCCCUCCUUCCCGUUCCCGGCCUCGCGCCCCGCCCGCCCGUCCAGGCGAAAAUGUGGCCCUGCGGCGCGCAUGAAUUUCAGGUGCUCUGCAGGAGAGAGGGCCAACACUGGGAUAUCCAAGCAUCUGCUCUCGUGCCUUGCUGCUUCCCUCGUCUUCAUCUCCCCACCUAGUCAGGCUGUUCCUGCAGACACCUUUGCCCGGCCCAGCUUGUGCCAGGUUGCGGUGGUGGCCGCCAUCGACAAAGGCGCCGUCCCUCUCAAAUUCGACGCCCCUUCCGAUGAUGGGAUGAUGAUGAUGACCAAGGGCAUGACCGCCAAGAACUUCGAUCCAGUUCGCUACUCCGGUAGGUGGUUCGAGGUGGCAUCGCGCAAAGGCGGGUUCGCUGGUCAGGGACAAGAAGACUGCCAUUGUACUCAGGGAGUGUAUACAUUUGAUGAGAAGGCGGGCGCGAUCAAGGUGGAGACAUUCUGUGUCCAUGGUUCACCUGACGGAUACAUCACCGGUAUCCGGGGGAAGGUGCAAUGCCUGUCUCAAGAGGACAUGGCUGGUGCGGAGACUGAUCUCGAGAGGGAGGAGAUGAUCAGCAGCAAGUGCUUCCUGCGGUUCCCGACACUCCCGUUCAUACCCAAGCUACCCUAUGAUGUCCUAGCGACCGACUACGACAAUUACGCCGUCGUCUCUGGAGCAAAGGACACCAGCUUUAUUCAGAUAUACUCAAGGACGCCAAACCCUGGACCGGAGUUCAUCGAGAAGUACAAGUCAUACGCCGCCGGCUUCGGCUACGACCCAAGCAAGAUCAGGGACACGCCGCAGGACUGCGAGGUGUCCUCGGACCAGCUUGCGGAGAUGAUGUCCAUGCCCGGGAUGGACCAGGCCCUGACGAACCAGUUCCCGGACCUGAAGCUCAAGUCGUCGGUCGCGUUCGACCCGUUCACGAGCGUGACCCAGACCCUGAAGAAGCUCGCCGAAGUGUAUUUCAAGUAA
Triticum turgidum subsp. durum (durum wheat) is the source of this 1011-nucleotide messenger RNA. The record is from the annotation of a GenBank genome assembly. NCBI's taxonomy places the organism in Eukaryota, Viridiplantae, Streptophyta, Magnoliopsida, Poales, Poaceae.